AUGCUGCGUCGCUUAUGGCAAAAACCUCUAUGGAGAUCAGACAAAUGCUACCGACGAUUCAUUUGGACGCUGAGACGACAGACACCCUAUUACCCGUAUGGUACCUUGAUACGCUCGUUAAUAUUUGGCAAGCAACCUAGCCGCCGCCAUACAAGGUACAUGCCUCAUUUCAGCUCCGAAGACCUCUCAAUACUCUCUAAUUAUUGCAACGACAUUAAAGAAUUAGCCUUUGAGUUUACCCGAAAAGAUGUUUUUCUUCAAAGAGACUCGAUAAAGACUUUUUUGAAGAAAUGUACAAAUUUGACAAGGCUGGAAUUCACCAUAGGUGAAUCGUUGGUAGAUUCAUCAUGGAUGCAGGGAAUGCUGCAACCAGUAAGAGAGGGAAAGUUAUCUAACUUGCGAUAUCUCGCGUUCUAUAGUAUAUUGUUUAAUGAACCUAUGUAUUCUUCCAUCAUUACGGAUUUGGCACAAGGAUGUCCAAAAAUUAUAUCGUUUGAGACGCAAUGGAAAAUCCAAGCCGACACUUUGAAGAUGAUAAUGAACUCUUUCCCCAAUUUACAGUCAAUAAGUUGUGGGAUAUUGGAGCGAGGAGGUUUGGAGAUAUUGGUUAACAAAGGUGGACGUUUGAGAAAAUUAGAACUAGGCCAUGUACAUGAUGAAAUAACGCAGGACAUGGCGGGAAGAUUUCCAAUAUUGAAAGAAUUAACUAUUCAUAAAGCUCCAAAAGAAUUUGCCAUGUUUGCUGAAAAUUGGACAAUACAACAGACGAUGAUGACAUUUAUAGAUUUAGAUUGUAGAAAUUUUAAACUUGACGAACUUUGCACGAUCAUGCGCAAUUGUACGAAACUAGAGUCAAUUACACUUAGAGGAUGCAAUGGUUUGAAAGCGGGAAUGUUAGCAUCAGUAGCAAUGGAAUGUAGUGACAGAUUGAAAUAUCUAACUAUAUUCAAUUAUUUCUAUCUGAGCGAUAAUGAACUUGUUGAAUUAUCAGACAGAUGUCGAAAUCUGAAGCGGUUUGCUGUCUGGGGUACAGCGAAAUUUACACAAGAGGGAUAUCGAUAUCUAGUAAAAAACAGCGUUAAUCUAGUAACAUUCUGUGGUAAUUUUAAAGAGCUCACAACAAGGCAUAUUCUUUCCAGUAUUAUUGAGAGAGGACAAUCCAACAUACAAGUAUUUAAGACCGGAUCUAGAUUUCGCUUAUACGGAAGAGGGAAACUUCACGAGGUCGUUUAUGUUCCGGAACCAAGCAUGGUCAACGACGAUCACAAACUGACUGCCAGUAUUCUUGUGGAUUUUGCGCGUGCUGCACCAUGUCUAAGAAAAUUAAGAUUGGAUUAUUUCUUAAAAGACCUUGAUGGAAAGGACGUGGUGAGCGCAAUACAUCAGUUAAAAAACCUUGAAAAGUUGGCCUUUUCCCCAUCUUUCAGUAUCUCGCAAGAGAAUCUCAGCGAUUUGGAUUCUCAUCCUCGUUUAAAAAAAAAUUUGCCCACGAGAUAUCUUGUAUCUGCACCCGGAAAGGUAAUCCUUUUCGGUGAACAUGCGGUAGUCUAUGGCACGCCGGCAAUUGCUGGAAGUGUUAAUUUGCGGACCUAUUUGUUUACCGAAAAGAGAGAAGAUGGAAUCCUCGAAGCGUACGUUCCAGACAUUGGAUUAGAUCAACCCGUGAAAUGGAAUACUGAAUUAUUUCCAUAUUCAAAAGUUGUCAACGAUAAGAAAGAGGAAUUUAACGAAGAGCUUGCUGAAUCACUCCGAUCGCUUGCCGAAAUUGAAAGCGACAAACCAGCUAUAGUACGCCAACAACAAAGUGCAGCUUGCUUAGCCCUUCUUUAUCUCUUCACCCUCCUCUCAAACAGAUUCCCGGAAACUAAACGUGGAUUGACGAUCCAUGUGCGUUCGGCACUUCCUGUUGGUGCUGGCUUGGGCUCAUCCGCUUCAUACUCAGUCUGCUUGACAACAGGACUGUUGCUCAACUUUGAAUACAUCUCUCUUACAUCUGGCAGUCAAGGAGCAGAGCUGAUUAACAAAUACUCCUUUCUGGCAGAAAAGAUUAUUCAUGGCAACCCGUCCGGGAUCGAUAAUGCAGUUGCGACAUUCGGUGGUGCUGUAUUGUAUAAGAAAGGAUCAAUGGAACCCCUGAAAGGGUUACGCCCAUUUCGUUUUCUCCUUACCAACACCAAAGUUGCUCGCGAUACGAAAACGCAGGUUGCCAAUGUUAGGAUAAAAUUUGAUAAAUAUCCUGGGAUUAUCAAAUCCAUACUGGAUGCAAUUCAGAAUAUCAGCGACCAUUUUAAAACAGUUCUUAUCAAUGAAGAUAACAACAUUACACAGGAUACAAUGCUUGAGGACCUGAUCGAUCUAAACCAUUAUUUAGUCAAUUCACUGGGUGUGGGUCACUCCACACUAGACAGAGUACGCGAGAUUACAGCACAAUUUGGAUUACAUUCGAAGCUAACUGGAGCUGGUGGUGGUGGCUGUGCAUUGACUUUUAUCCGAGACGGCGUUCCACGCGCUACGAUAGAGGCGGUUAAGAAGUCGCUCUCUUUACAGGGAUUUGAAUGCUUUGAAACUUUGGUGGGUGGACAUGGUGCUGGCGCCUUGAAUACAAAUGAUACCAUGACUGCGCAAGAGUUUAUGGAAGUCGGGUUGGAAUGGUACGAUGGAAUUGACAGUUGGCGUUACUUUGCUUAA
Molecule: messenger RNA, 2688 nt
Organism: Paraglomus brasilianum
Lineage: Eukaryota; Fungi; Glomeromycota; Glomeromycetes; Paraglomerales; Paraglomeraceae
Source: the annotation of a GenBank genome assembly